Messenger RNA from Malaclemys terrapin pileata, 1181 nucleotides. It is a transcript of the gene CCDC120, whose product is annotated as coiled-coil domain containing 120. NCBI's taxonomy places the organism in Eukaryota, Metazoa, Chordata, Testudines, Emydidae. The record is from RefSeq and is a predicted model, not a curated record.
CAGGCUGUGUGUGUGUCCGGGGCGGGGUGUCCCUGUGUCUGUGUGUCCCCGGCUGGGUGUGUACCAGGCUGUGCUUGUCCCGGGCGGCCCGCACCUGGCUGCGUGUCCGGGGCGGGACCUGGCGGCGGGUGAGCCCGGCCCGGCCCCGGCGCGCCAGGGGUUAAAGGCGCGGCCCCGCCCCCGCCCCCGCCGUGGCCCCGGAUCGCGGCACUUCGCUCCCAGGCUCCGGCGGGUCGGUCUCGCGUGGGGGGGGCUCGCCGCGCCCCCCCGCCCCCAGACAUUGGGGUCAGGGGCUCAUGGCUCUUAGCCCGGCCUGACCCCGCCCCCGCGGCCCCAGCAUGGAGGUCAAAGGGCAGCUCAUCUCCUCCAGCUACAGCUCAGCAGAUGUGCUGGGGCGGGAACCCAGCGCCCGGCUCCGGCUGCAGGAGCUGCUGGACCGGCAGCGGGGCCUGCGGGAGACGCUGGGGCUGCGGGUCGCCGAGCUGCGCCGGCUGUGCCUGCAGGAGGCUGAGCUGACGGGGAAGCUGCCCCCCGAGUACCCGCUGGAGCCGGGGGAGAGACCCCACCUCAUCCGGAGAAGAGUGGCGCCCGCCCACCGGGGACCUGGAGCCGAGGCGCUGGCGUGGGAGCUGUGCCGGGAGCUGGCCGUGCAGCGGCAGGUGACGGAGGCCGCUCGGCGCCUGGCCCUGGCCCCGGAGCUGACGGAGCACCAGCGACGCAGGCGUCGUCAGGUCCAGGCCGAGGCGGCCCAGCGCCUGCGGGAGCUGGAGGGGCAGCUGGGGGAGACACGGGCCCGGCUGGGGGCGCCCCGGGGAGUGCACGAUGAGGUGUUCACCUCCGAGAACAGCUCCCUCUCCGAAGCGGCCAGUCACGAGAACGAUGACCCCCACUGUUUCCACCCGCCCAAGGGGGGCCCCUCGUCCCCCCGCACCCGGGAUCACCUCCGCGCCGUGUCUGGCAGCCCCGACCGCCGGCCCGGCUGGCGAGGGCCCCCCCACAGAGCUGGGGGGGGGGCCACCAGCCGCCGCAGCUCGCUAGCCAGCCCUACCAGCCCGAACCGGACCCUGCCCCGGAGCAUGUCCAGCUUCGAGGGCCGGAGUGUCCCGGCCACCCCGGUUCUGACCCGGAACAUCUGCAGCGGGAACCCAAAACUUCAGGUACCGGAGCAGAGACCCCCCUAG